CCCAGGACAUCCCACACCACGUAACAACUCAUACAAAGGGAUCGUGAUGCAGUCUGUGACACGCGCCUCCUCAGCGACAUGGUCCUUCGGAGUUUUGGUUGCGUUGGUGGCAACUGUCCUCUUGUGUGGGAGUGCGGAUGCAGCCCCUUCACAGCCAUCGCUUGCCCUGGUCAGAAGGCUGGCGCCUGCCAUCAGACAAAAGCUUGAGGAAAGCCACAUGUCUCCGGCACUGAUGGAGGAAAUAGUGACUGAUUUCGAAGAUCCCGAACUGAUGGAUUUCUACGACGCGGAGAAGCGACAGUUCGACGAGUACGGCCACAUGAGGUUCGGCAAGAGAGGCGGCGGCGCCACCGAAUACGACGACUACGGACACCUCCGCUUCGGGCGCAGCCUCGGCCGCGACAGACACACGGCGAAGCGCCACUUCUGAAGUCGCUCUCGUCCACGCGAGACGAAUUCAACGAAAUCGUUCACUCUUUCCCUUCUCGCCCCCGCCCCCCUCCCCAAACAAGAAUGAAGCGGUUGUUUAUUAUUGUAAGACAUCCAACUGAGCGUUCCUAGUUUGUUCUGCCUUACGAAUUCGCAAAUGCUCUGUGAUUAUUUUCAGUUUGUUGGUUCUCAGAACGUUGCAUUUAUCCUCUGAACACCUUUUAAGAAAAGGGUAAUGUCUGAGUAAGGCCAUCUGCAGAUCUCUAUAUUAUACUGUGUAUAAACGUCUUUUUUUGUGGCUGGAAUAUGAAAAUA
Messenger RNA from Macrobrachium nipponense, 744 nucleotides. RefSeq lists its product as uncharacterized. Bases 47 to 430 code for a protein of 127 amino acids. The transcript has 3 exons. The record is from RefSeq and is a predicted model, not a curated record. Lineage: Eukaryota; Metazoa; Arthropoda; Malacostraca; Decapoda; Palaemonidae.